GACACCCCCUCUACCCUGGGCAGUAUGUCUACAGGGAUGUGACUUUGUGGGGUAGAAGGCUGCUCUCUUUUCGAGUUCUGCAGCUUCUCCUGGAAGGAAGCCUCGUGAUCCCGAGCCGGGCCAGUCGACGUGCCGACCAUGAACAGUUCCGCAGCGGAACUUCAGUCCGGGAACGGGUGCCUGGCUGCCGGGGAGGAUCAGCUUCAGCACUACGGACAGUUCUCCCCCGGGGUCUCCAUUCUCCUGGCCGUUGUCAUGGCUCUCAUGGUCCUCGCAACAGUCCUGGGGAAUGCCCUGGUCAUCCUGGCUUUCAUCGUGGACAAAGGACUCCGCACCCAGGGCAAUUUCUUCUUCCUCAACUUAGCGAUCGCAGAUUUCUUAGUGGGUGGCUUCUGCAUUCCUCUGUAUAUCCCCUAUGUCCUGACCGGCCACUGGAAGUUUGGGAAAGUCCUGUGCAAGUUGUGGCUAGUGAUGGAUUACCUCCUAUGCACAGCUUCUGUCUUCAACAUUGUGCUUAUCAGCUAUGACAGAUUCAUCUCUGUCACCAAAGCGGUGUCUUACAGAGCACAGAAAGGAAUGACUCGGAGCGCGGUGUUAAAGAUGUUGGUGGUUUGGGUGGCAGCGUUUCUGCUGUAUGGACCAGCCAUCAUUAGUUGGGAAUACAUUGCCAGGUCCACCAUUUUACCGGAAGGAGAAUGCUACGUGGAAUUUUAUUACAACUGGUACUUUCUAAUGAUCGCCUCCACCGUGGAAUUCUUCACGCCCUUCAUCAGCGUUACAUAUUUUAAUCUGAGCAUCUACAUCAACAUCAAGAAAAGGACCAUCAUGCGAAACGAAGAGUUGGCCCAAGGGCAGGAGCAUUGUGAGAUGACUUUCCAGGGCAAGAGGAAAGAACACCUUAUAUUUUUUGUGAAGCCUGCAGACAAGCUACACUGUGAGACUAAAAAACAGACCACCUGCCUGACUUCUACAAUUGCUUCGACUGCAAGACACAGGGAAGAGAAACUUGAAGGCCACAUGCUGGACCUCAACAUUAGUCAAGAUCUCCCACCGCUACAGGUUGAGGUCCAGAACAAAAGACCUCAAGACUGCUUUUACAAAACUGUUGAAAAUGCUUGCAGUAAUAUCAGACAGGACAUGGCUAGUAGCAUUGCCAAUCGUUUUAGGCUAUCCAGAGACAAGAGGGUGGCCAAGUCCCUGGCUAUCAUUGUUUGUGUAUUUGGCCUCUGCUGGGCACCGUACACGUUACUGAUGAUAAUCAGGGCUGCUUGUCAUGGGCGCUGUGUCCAGCACUAUCUCUAUGAGAUAUCCUUUUGGCUUCUGUGGCUUAACUCAGCCAUUAACCCUGUGUUAUACCCUCUUUGCCAUAUGAGUUUCAGAAAAGCUUUCAUGAAGUUGCUUUGUCCAGGAAAGGUAAAAAUACACCCACACUUAUUUUUGUAA
Messenger RNA from Spea bombifrons (plains spadefoot toad), 1443 nucleotides. RefSeq names its product histamine H3 receptor-like. Gene Ontology annotation, cellular component: membrane. Gene Ontology annotation, molecular function: histamine receptor activity. Gene Ontology annotation, biological process: adenylate cyclase-activating adrenergic receptor signaling pathway. Lineage: Eukaryota; Metazoa; Chordata; Amphibia; Anura; Pelobatidae. The transcript is spliced from 3 exons. The coding region runs from base 139 to 1443 and encodes 434 amino acids. The record is from RefSeq and is a predicted model, not a curated record.